ACUAACACUCACAUUCACACAAACAAACACCGUUGUCAUCAGAUUCUCAAUUUCAUGCAACUCACUCACUCCCUCAUAUUAUAAAUUAAGCCCACAUUAACCAAACACCACACUCUUCACAACACCACAUAACUCACUUAAUCACACCAUGGCACACAACAAUGAAACCAAGCCUUCUUCUCUUCACGUGGAAGCCCCACCACCAGUACCACCGGAGGAACCUAGUCCUCUCCAGAAGAUCAUCGCCGUGGCUUCAAUCGCUGCCGGCGUGCAAUUCGGGUGGGCCCUGCAACUAUCCCUACUCACCCCCUACGUCCAGUUACUCGGAAUACAUCACAAUCAAGCAAACUUAAUCUGGCUCUGCGGCCCAAUCUCCGGCAUUCUAGUCCAGCCCAUCGUCGGCUACCACAGCGACCGCUGCACCUCCCGCUUCGGCCGCCGCCGUCCCUUCAUCACCGUCGGAGCAUUCGCCGUCGUCAUCGCCGCCUUCCUUAUCGCCUACUCCGCAGACAUCGGUCACUCCACUGGAGACUCCAUCACCAGAAAAGCUCGUCCCCGCGCCAUCGCCGUCUUCGUCGUCGGAUUCUGGAUCUUCGAUGUCGCAAACAACAUGCUCCAAGGCCCGCUCCGCGCCUUCCUCGCCGACCUAGCCGCCGGCGACCGACGCAAAACUCGCACAGCAAACUCCUUCUAUUCCUUCUUCAUGGCGAUCGGAAAUGUUGGCGGCUAUGCUGCCGGCGCCAACGGCAAACUCUACCACCGUUUCCCCUUCACCAAGACAAUCGCCUGUGAUGCCUCGUGCGCGAACCUGAAGAGCUGUUUCUUCAUCUCUGUCACUCUUCUCUUGAUUCUCGCCACCGGAGCGAUGAUCUACGUGAAGGAGCAACCGCAAACGGCGCUGUUUCAGAAAACCGACGACAGUUACGGCGGUGAUGAUGGUGAUCACGCUCACGCGGGUGGCAUGCGCUGCUUUGGGGAAUUAUUCGGUGCGUUUCGCACCCUGAAGAGACCCAUGUGGAUCCUUCUGUUGGUGACGUGUCUGAAUUGGUUAGCGUGGUUUCCGUUUUUUCAGUUUGAUACUGAUUACGUGGGGAGAGAGGUGUACGGUGGGGAAGUUAGACAACCAAUUUAUAACGCGGGGGUGCGAUUGGGUACGUUCGGGCUCAUGUUAAACUCGGUGGUCCUCGCUGCGACGUCGUUGGGGAUGGAAGCGUUGUCGCGUGGGGUUGGCGGAGUUAAGCGGUUGUGGGGGAUCGUUAACUUGCUGCUUGCGGUUGGUUUGGGUAUGACUGUUUUGGUGGCCAAGCUGGCGAAGCAGUCGCGUCAUUAUGGCGGCGUCAGCGAGUUGCUACCGCCUGACGGUGGCAUCAAGGCCGGCACGUUGGUUCUCUUUACUAUCCUUGGCAUCCCACUCGCGGUUACUUACAGCAUACCCUUUGCUCUAGCAUCAAUAUUCUCCAGCACCACUGGGGCAGGCCAAGGGUUAUCUCUAGGAGUUCUGAAUAUUUCAAUUGCCAUACCACAGAUGGUGGUGUCUCUUGCCAUUGGAAAAUGGAAUGACCAAUUUGGAGGAGGUAAUUUGCCAGCUUUUGUGGCGGGUGCUGUGGCGGCUGCAGCCAGUGGCAUUUUAUCCUUAGUCCUACUGCCGUCUCCACCGCCGGAUUUGGCCAAGGCUGUAACUGCUGCCGGAGGAGGCUUCCAUUAAGCAGGGGGAACAUUUUCAGCUCUCCUUCUUGUCCCCAUGUGAGAAAAUGAGUAUGGUUUUUAUUUGGAGGUAUUAGGCUUUUAGAACCCAACAAAUUCUACAAUAUAUUGCCAUUUUUUGUGGCACAAGUGACUAUUUAAUAACAGUCAUUUUAAGUGGAGUUUGUUGUGGCUGUACAUAUCCAUGUUGAAGCUGGACUCAGCUCUGUAUUUAUGUAGUUUGGUACAUUUUGGGUGCUUAGAGGAAUGUAGUGUUGAAGCAAGCGUGCAUGAAGGGUAGUCCUUUAGUAAAAAGUGUGGGGAGAAAAUCCUGAAUAGUGAAUAGGACUAGACUAUAGUUUCCUAUUCCCCACUCACUUUCCACUGUCUUCUUUGAUGAUUACUAGUAGUACUGUAAUAACAAUCACUUUUCUUUCCAUCACAGAGAAAGGGAAGCCUAUGUAGUUGCAUGUCUUAAUAAGGGCAAUGAUUGCUCAAAGUGUUAUAGAGUUCAUUAAGCCUUGAUUUUAUGAACCAUGUUUGUUAUUAACUAUGAAAAUGCACAGGGUUCAAAAUAGUUAUUAGUUUGAGGGUUUUAUUGUAAAUAGAAGAGUUGAUAGUUGGAGCUUUAUAUAGCUCAUUAGUGUGUAAUCAAUUUAGAUUGUGAUAUUAGAAUAACAGGAAAAAAAAAUUCCCUCA
Lotus japonicus is the source of this 2382-nucleotide messenger RNA. Its product is annotated as sucrose transport protein SUC8-like. NCBI's taxonomy places the organism in Eukaryota, Viridiplantae, Streptophyta, Magnoliopsida, Fabales, Fabaceae. Gene Ontology annotation, cellular component: vacuole; plasma membrane. Gene Ontology annotation, biological process: sucrose transport. The record is from RefSeq and is a predicted model, not a curated record. The transcript has 4 exons. The coding region runs from base 149 to 1705 and encodes 518 amino acids. Gene Ontology annotation, molecular function: sucrose:proton symporter activity.